AUGGGCUCAGGGGGCGACAUGGCAGUUACGUUCACCGCUGAAAAGAAGGACACCGGCGAGGAGGAAGUCGCUGCUAACAUGCCGGAGCACAAGGAGCGGAGUGCAGUUCGUGUCAUUGUGCGUGUCCGUCCCUUGUCAACAGUAGAACACGCGGAUCCCUCCGUGAAGAACGUCUUGCAAUGCCUCAAGGAUGGAAUUGUCGUUCACUGUGUCUUGAAUAGGUCGUCGUCUCGCUAUUUUGGUGCCCGUCAUGCCCAACCACGGCCACAGUACUUCAAAGUUGACGAGGUGUUCCAUCCGUACAGUACACAGAUUGAGGUUUAUGAAUCCUGUCGUAGUAUCGUGGCCGGUGUAUUUGAUGGCAUUAACGGCUCUAUUCUUGCUUAUGGUGCAACGGGUUCGGGCAAGACACACACCAUGUUUGGCGGUAGCAUGAGCGCGGCAGGUGUGAUAUACCAGGCUAUGCAGGACAUUCUGGAAGAGAGGGAGCGACUGGAGGUUGAAGAUCAAAAAGUAGUCACGGUGCGUUGCACCUUCCUUGAAGUUUACAAUGAGGAGGUCUUUGACCUGCUGGUUCCGUCAAAUCCCCAUGGAAAACGGACACCGUUGAAGGUGCAGGACUUUGGCCAGGAUGAUGGUAUCAAAGACGGAGGGAAGAGUGGGCCUAAUCCUGAGAGCCUUAUCGUGAAGGGUCUCACGCAAGUUACACCUCAGACGGCGGAGGAAUUUGCCAAAUUUGUGGAAAAUGGUCAUGCAAAUAGAUUUGUAGCGUCUACAGUCGCGAAUGCCCACUCAAGCCGCUCACAUGCAAUUCUCACCGUAGAAGUGGAGGUAAAGGACAUCGUGAAUGCGUCCGUUGGUACUGUGGGUCGUGUUCGUUUCUGUGAUUUGGCAGGCUCAGAGCGAGCUGCUGGUACGACUAACAGUGGCAUUCGCCUACAAGAGGGCGGAAACAUCAACCGAUCCCUUCUAGCACUUGGCGCCGUGGUUCAGGCCUUGGCACAUCGCAAGAAGUUCCCGAAUCAGUCGAAUUAUAUUCCUUAUCGAGGCUCUAAGCUAACGCGUUUGUUGCGGGAUUGCCUAGGGGGGAACUGUUGCACUUUAAUGCUCUUCUGCGUCAGCCCAAGUAGCAUGAUGUACGAAGAGACCGUUAACACCAUGCUUUUUGCGAUGCGGGCAAAGGAGAUUCAAUUCUUUGCCACACGUCACGAAUUCCGUGCUAAUCCGAAGGAAGUAGCCAAGAACCAAGAGGCACUGAUCGAAGAUCUUCGUUUUGAAUUGGCACAGGCACGUGAGGAGCUGCAGCGUUUGCGAGGGUGCAGUCCCGGCGCCAACUUCAACCGGGGCCUAUGGUCCCGACAAAACUCGCAGGCGCCCGUGGAUCCUCCAUCUCCGGAGCAGUUUGCAUCACCCAGUAAGGGCGACACACUCAUUUUAUUUCCUGCAACGACAGUUGGAAGAGGAACGGACGUUCGAACGGAGAUAUCCGAUGCAUCGCCUGGACAGACUCAGUAUGCUAGUCGUUUCUCUACUCGAAUGACAUUGACAUCGGAAGGAUCCGACGCAUACACGGAACUGCAGAAGAAACUGAAACGUUUUUCGGUGGCGAAGGAGCAACUCUACCGAGAGAUGCGGGACGCGCAGGAAGCCAACAGUGAGCUUGACAUCCGACUCCGGAAGCACAAGUGGAAGCUUGCCCGGUUCCUUUCCACUCGACGAAAGAACGCCUCUGGAGACACCAAUGGGGAAAGAAUGAUGCCUGUGGGUGUGGCAGGUUUAAGAAUUGCCAUUGAGAAGAUGGAGGUGGAAUCCGUUGAGCAAGGAGGGAAAAUGGAACGGCUUUUAGAAAAAAUGAACGAGACCGAUCGUACCAUUGCUGGAAUUUGCAAGGAGCUAUUGCGGGAAAAACAACACCCGCUUCUUGAGCUUUUGAUGGAUAAAGUGAGGGUGCAGCAAAGUUGCACUGAGGCGGAGUGCCUCGCGGCCCACUACCACCAGGAAUGUCGCUCGAUCAUGAACCGUGAAGAAGAGUACGCGCAGGCGCUGAGUGUAUGCGUUUCUGUUAUACGCCACAUGCUUCCGUUAGCCUCUAAUGUUCCAGCCAUUCGGGAGGAGGCUCAGCUGGCGCUCAUGUUUGCUAAUCUCCCCUCUCUUUCUACGACCGACAUGAUUUCCGUCUUUGAGAGAUCCAUGCAUACAGGGAAUGUCCCAUCCACAUCUCUUCUUGAUUCGCAGCGGGCAUUCUCAUUUGUGGAAACCGUAGAGGCACGCCUACAGCGCCUAGUGGAGGACCAUGAAAAAAGGAAUCCUGCAGCACGUCAGCCGCUCCAACGUCGAUUACAGCAGCAGAGCAAGGGAACGUCCUCCAGCAAAGUCUUUGGAAGAAUCGCCAGUCAAGGAAAAGGCCGUACGCAGAUGCCGACGAGGCCACCACGUUUGGGCCAGGAGACACUUUUUGCCCAGCAAGGCACAACAUCGUUGCGUCAAUCGGCAUCGAGUGAAUCUACGGCGCGGAAAAAGUCGUUAGGUUUUAAUUCAACAGCCUCCGUGAAUGAGAAAAAAGUCAAGUUUGUGGAAUUUACAAAGAACACGGUGCCAAUUGUCCCCCCACAGCAACCACAACGCCGCAACGGCAGUAGCAAAGUUAAUUCCGUGACGAGAUCCACAUCAAGGUCUAUGAAAGCAGCUACGAUGCCGGCUAAGUUUGGUCGUUCACACACCGCAACGGAGGCUCUGCACAUCAACAGGCCCAACACUGGCAGUAUAUCGCCAUUUCUAACUCGGGUAAACAUUCAAGAGCGAUUUCAAAAGCCACGAAACUCGCCAUCACCAAACCGUGCUGUUCCCUCCCGAAAGGACAACGACACCAAAAUGCCGUUGCGGCAGAACCAUGUAGCGUUUCAGGUGCCUGAUAAUGGACGAGCUUUGAGUGUUCCGCAUGAGCGACUGAAGAAAAGCGAUCUUGAGGAGCGAUUUACGAGGCUUCUCACCGAAGUACAGCAGUGGAAGAAUGACAAUGCCGCCGCAAGGAGCAACCAUACACCAAAAAAAGCGGCCAAUGGCAACGAACGGAGAACUAUGCGCGAGGCUCGAGUUAUAGACUAUGCUCAUGCGUGA
This is a messenger RNA of Trypanosoma cruzi, 3117 nucleotides long. Its product is annotated as kinesin, putative. Gene Ontology annotation, molecular function: ATP binding; microtubule motor activity; microtubule binding. The record is from RefSeq and is a predicted model, not a curated record. The transcript has a single exon. Gene Ontology annotation, biological process: microtubule-based movement; mitotic spindle organization. Lineage: Eukaryota; Euglenozoa; Kinetoplastea; Trypanosomatida; Trypanosomatidae. Bases 1 to 3117 code for a protein of 1038 amino acids.